AUGUUAAAAGUGAAAUCACUUCGUUUAGAUAGCAAAGAAUUGAAGACAAAAAAACCUGCUAAUCCAGUUGUGGAUUACUACUUUCUCUCCUAUAUUUCCUGUUUAAAUCCUGUUCUAGAGUCUUUCAUUAUUGCUUCCAGCGAAUCGCCAUCAUAUCAUACGGGAAGUAGCGAACCACCGAAUGAUCUCAUUUUGCCGCCGAUGGGCGGUAGUAUCGAUACCUCAGAUAGACGACUUCGACGUCAAAUUGCCAACUGUAACGAACGUCGACGUAUGCAAAGCAUCAACGCUGGUUUUCAAUCAUUGAAGUUGUUAUUGCCCCGAAGAGAUGGUGAAAAAUUAAGUAAGGCUGCUGUUUUGCAGCAGACAGUGGAAUUAAUUCAAACAUUACGAGCCGAAAAAAUGAAACUGAUCGAGGAGAAAGAAUCAGUUAUCAAUGCCAAAAAGCGAAAAAUUCAAGAUGAAAAUACCAGAGAACGUAGUAUUAUCGAUGAAUUAACGACCGCUCUCGAAUAUGAACGUCGGUUGCGUCAGCUAUAUGAGCGCGUGUUAAAUUUAUGGGUUCAUUCUCCAUUCUUCUCUCAUUUACUGUUAAAGCCGAGCGGCUCACUCAUCAAUUCUGCAGUUGCCUUGCAAAACAUGAUACCUCCUCUUUUACAGGAUCGAGGAUUUACAGGACUUGUAUCUCCCUCGCUUUUUAUUCACAGUUUGCUGAACAGCGCAGGAGUAAUUAAUAACAGAAGUAAUGGGAGCAAAGUUGAUGAUAUGGAAAAUGGCACUGGUCAGCAGCAGCAGAUGGCGAACAUUGAUGUUAUCAAGCUAUCAAGUAAUCCAAUGACAGAAGUACCAGGGACAUUUACACAGCUUACAGACAGCUCAAAGUCAGCAUCCCAUCGCAGUCAGCCAGCAGCAGUCGAUUUGCUUACACAGCCUCCACCAUUCUUCUUUAAUUCUGUGAGCAAUACAAAUACGACUACAAACUUGAAUCCUAACUUCUACACUAUUCUUGAAGCGAUUCGGCAGUUAGAAGAAAGCACUUCCGGCGAUCUUAGUGAUUCCAAAGUAAAUCAGCAGAAACAGCAGCAGCAAACAAAUGUACUGGUCCGCUAA
Messenger RNA from Thelazia callipaeda (thelaziosis nematode), 1110 nucleotides. Lineage: Eukaryota; Metazoa; Nematoda; Chromadorea; Rhabditida; Thelaziidae. The record is from the annotation of a GenBank genome assembly.